AUGCUCCGCAAAAUCUCGCACAGCAGGGAAAAUUCGGCGUCCCAUAAGCGAAAAUCCUCGCUAGGUGGUACUCCCCCGGUUUCAGGUCACAAGCGAAACACCUCUCGCAGCAGUAAUUCCAGUGUUAAUAGCAACUUCCUGGCAGAACAGUACGACAGAGAUAGAACUGCCAUCAUCAAUUCGUGUUUCCAGAAAAUUGAUCCAAGAACAGGUUCCCCAGUUUCCUCCUAUAUUACACAUGUCAGAAUUAUCGAGGACUCCAGGUUCCCCAGCUCGCGCCCUGCGGCCAAUUCGCCUUUGGAAAACAAGAAGAAGCGUGUUUUGAUCAUUAGCUCGAGUUCUGGCUCGAGUUCUGGAGGUUCGCGCAUGCAAUUGCACAAGGCCCGUGAAAAUAGCAAUGGGAGUUUCCAGAUCGGUAGAACCUGGGACCUUACGGAGCUUGAGUCCGUUGAGCGGGACCUAGAAGUGGCACAAGGGUUUACCGUAGUCAUGGGUAAGAAGUACUACUGGGAAACGAACUCUGCUAAGGAACGGACGGUUUUCAUCAAGAGUCUUGUCUCGAUCUUCAUGGAGAACUCGGGCGGGCGUGUGCCACGGCUCAUUAACUGGGACCUGGCCAUGUUUUAUCUGGACGAAACGAGCUAUGAAAGGGCUGUUAUUGUACCCAAACCCAAGUCUAAAGCCAAGCCUCAGACGCAGGCUCAACAGCCCUCAGUGGCACCUGCUGCUAAGGCAGCAGCAGUAAAGGCAGCAACCAGACCCGCCGACGGGCCUAGACCCAGCGUGUCACAAAAAGCUCAGAAUAAUAUACCCGCACCGGCUUCUGUGCCACUGCCCUUGCCGGGAGGACCAGGGCCAGGACCAGGACCAGGACCAGGACCGGCAAGUUCUGGAAGGCAGGGCCUUCCAACAGCACCUCCGGUACGGUCCACGAGGUCCUCGGGUACCUCAGGAGUCUCAGGUGGCUCAGGCACUGGAAGUGUCACGCCAGGCACGCCAGGCACGCCCGGAACCCCAGGAUCACCGAAAAAGGCCACUUUCUCCUCACAGCCAUACGCCCAGUCGGCGUCUAUCAACGACGCAGAACGCCAAUUGCAUUACAACAAGAUCUCCCAGGAGAAAAACCAAAACCAAUAUCAAAAUGCGGAUCAACAAAACACCGCUAAGGGCUAUGCGCAAACGUCGCCCCAGAACCCCCAGUUCCAACUACAAACACCAACAGCACCUUCUUCACCCUCUCACUCUCCACCCGUCUCGAGAUCGCCUUCUCGCCCGGUCUCUUACGCUAGUUCUGACGCUGACUCGAAUAAUAAAAACGUCCUACAGGAACUAGACGCAAUGCUACAUGCAUCGCCCUUGAAAACGGUAGACUUCCGCCAUAGGGCCUCCUCGUACCACGAAGCAGAAGAGCUCGUCGAUGGAGAUGAUGACUAUAACAGAGAUGGAAACAGACAAGAGGAAACGAACUUUAACGAUAGCCCCGAUUUAUCAGAAGAAGAUGACGACGACGACGACGACGAUCCGCUGAAUGAUUACACAGACCAAACUUUUGAUCAAACUUUUGAUCAAACAGUGGAAACAUUAACAGAGCAGGGACAAGAUCAAGAUCAAUAUCAAUAUCAAUAUCAAUAUCAAUAUCAAUAUCAAUACCAAGAACAAGAUCAAGAACCACGACACUUGCCAGAAAUGCAAACGCAAACUGAAUACCACCAAGUCAACACCAUCCCAGAAGAACAAUCUGAACUCGUAGAUACAACCACAGACCUUUUUCCACCCAAACUGACUACUGAGGAAAACAGCAGGCCCGAGUCACCAGCACGCAACUUAGAACAAACCAUCAAUGAAGAAAUCUUGCUUGAAGUCCUGACUGAAGUCAACUGGGGCGUCAACGACGACUCGAGCUCUUUACUGGAAAAGCUACACUCGAGACUUGCAGACGUUGACUACCAAUUCAACAAGAGUCUCUUGCUCCUCCCACAAGGGUUGAAAGAAUUGGUGCCCUUCAAAGACCGCGUUUUCAAGGAGUGCGACAAGUUGGACCCCACGUUGUCCCUAUUUACCAUGGAACUAUCCAGUGUUUCUAACGAUAUUGACUUUGUAGAAAGUCAGCGCAACGGGUUGCAAGUGAGAGUCGCAAACCGUAAACUGUUGUGGAACGAAUUGAACGAAAUCUUGGAUUCCGUUUCCAUCAACGAGCAAGCCUUGUGUGAGCUCCUCACUCUACCAGUAUCUAAGACAAGCAUAGAAAGAAUAGAAACUUUGCUAUCGAAAUUGUACGCUGCUCUAAAGGCAAUCGAUGGUAGUAAAGACCAGUUUUUGGUGCAACGUGAGGAGUAUGACUUGAGUGAUAUGAGAGCCUUGAGCGAAAGAAGACACGCUUAUGAAAGAGUCAAAGAACUCUUCAUUGAAAGAAUCCAAGAGCAAAUGGCACAGAAAUACAAGGAAAUCGAAAGAGCCACAGACAAUACCAAAGAUGCACUUGCUAACACUCUAGUAUUCUCCUCUUUGAUUUUAUUCUGCAAAGACGUAUCGGCAAACUCUUACGAGAAACUUAUCGAUAUGUGGAACGAUAGUGUUUACAAACUCUACGAGAGAAAGACAAAUAUCCUGCUUUCAAAGAUGAGACCCGUUGCUGUAAAUCAAAACUCUCAACAAUCUCACUUAUCGAUUAACCAAUCUGAACAAGACGCGUUGUUCGACUGGUGGUAUACGCUAAGGGUCCGCAAGGCCCCUUACAUGGAAAACACAGAUUUGAACCCUCAACUAGUGUCUGCCAUCAAGGCUACGAAGGAGAUGGAAUCCAUCUGUAUUGUCUACCAGAAUUUCGCCUCAGCUUUCUUCCAUUUAUCUUCUAGACAUUCGUUUAAUGACUUUGUCGACUCUGUGUCGCCAAACGAAAGAGGUUUCAUGGACUUACAAAAAAUUUGGCCAAUGGAAUCCGUUAGGAAAAACGCGUCAAACAUCAACAACCUUGUGUCCAAGAUCAUGCAAAACCAAUUGGUCAAGUUUUUCAAAGCUGUAUACACAGUUGCCGCCAACAACAGGCUCGACAAUCCGGCCUUGUUGCUCUACUUAGAAGAGCGAAUCAAGGACCUCGAAUCCUCGAAUCAAGAAGUGUUGAGAAACUAUUUGAUCAAGGCCUACCAAAGAAUCCAGCACGAUUUCAGUAGCUACAUCGAUGAACACUGUGUGUAUAUCGAGAGAGCUGUGAUCAACUUCAAAUCAAGAUCUCUAUCGCCAUCCAUCGUGUCGCUCCCAGUGCUUACCCGUACCGUAGAAAACAGCCUCAAAGCAACUGUAGACUGGUUACACUUGGACCCCAAUUUCAUGUAUGACUCGCACAAGUUCGCAGAACAAGCAUAUAUGAGGAUCGCUGACUCAACGCUAAAGCUUCUCACGACGAGUACCACACAAGAUGUCAGUAGCGAAAUCGUUGUCGACAACAUUAACUCGAACUCGACAGAAAAACUCGAUGAAACCGUGUCAAUCUUGCUAAACGCAAACCUCAUCUUAGAGACGCUCCCAUUGUUCGACAUGGACGUGUUUUCUGAUGUGCUUCAAGAGGCAAAGCGUUUAUUCGAUGCCGAAAAGGAAACCUACUCGGAAAUGCUGCUCACUAGCUCCAUGCGCGACCUAACAGCGUUUGUCCAGGGGGCCCAAAGUCUGAUCAAAUCAGGAGCUAAUGGUGCCCCAACUGCAAACUCCCAUACAGAUCCAAAGCAAUGGGCAGCUUAUAGCGAACAAAACUUAAACAAAAUCCUCUCCUCAUACACCUCCCGCGAAAUCGCAGAUAUGAUCAACCAGUUGUACGCUAACAUGGAGUCCCACUUCCUCACAGCAGAUUCUACAGCAAACAACGCUACCAAGAUUCUCUGUCAGAAACUAUGGUCCAACAUUCAGGGUAGAACCGUCUCCUUCUACCUAUCAUUGUACUCAUUGAUCGAAAGACACUACAAAAACACUAGCAUUCAAUUCAACAAAAAUGACAUUAUUGCUGCAUUUGAACACCACAAGUAA
Messenger RNA from Kluyveromyces marxianus DMKU3-1042, 4017 nucleotides. RefSeq names its product GTP-Rho binding exocyst subunit SEC3 (gene SEC3). The record is from RefSeq and is a predicted model, not a curated record. Gene Ontology annotation, biological process: Golgi to plasma membrane transport; exocytosis. Gene Ontology annotation, molecular function: phosphatidylinositol-4,5-bisphosphate binding. The transcript has a single exon. Gene Ontology annotation, cellular component: exocyst; plasma membrane. Bases 1 to 4017 code for a protein of 1338 amino acids. Lineage: Eukaryota; Fungi; Ascomycota; Saccharomycetes; Saccharomycetales; Saccharomycetaceae.